Messenger RNA from Oncorhynchus gorbuscha (pink salmon), 1305 nucleotides. Its product is annotated as extensin-3-like. The transcript has a single exon. Lineage: Eukaryota; Metazoa; Chordata; Actinopteri; Salmoniformes; Salmonidae. The coding region runs from base 1 to 1305 and encodes 434 amino acids. The record is from RefSeq and is a predicted model, not a curated record.
AUGAUCGUGGGCUACAGGAACGGAUGGUCUAACAUGCCCCGAUCCACAAUCGAUGGGGAUGUGGUGGAGUGGUUCGAGAGCCCCCCCCAGCACGUCACUACAGAAUUACAGGCCCCCCAGCACAUCACUACGGAAUUACAGCCCCCCCAGCACAUCACUACGGAAUUACAGCCCCCCAGCACAUCACUACGGAAUUACAGGCCCCCCAGCACAUCACUACGGAAUUACAGCCCCCCCCAGCACAUCACUACGGAAUUACAGCCCCCCCAGCACACCACUACGGAAUUACAGCCCCGCCCCCCAGCAUAUCACUACGGAAUUACAGCCCCCCUUCCCCAGCAUAUCACUACGGAAUUACACCCCCCCCAGCACAUCACUACGGAAUUACAGCCCCCCAGCACAUCACUACGGAAUUACAGCCCCCCAGCACAUCAUCUGGCCAUGGAAUUACAGCCCCUCCCCAGCACAUCACUACGGAAUUACAGCCCUCCCCCACCAGCACAUCACUACGGAAUUACAGCCCCGCCCUCCCAGCACAUCACUACGGAAUUACAGCCCCCACCCCCCAGCACAUCACUACGGAAUUACAGCCCCCACCAGCACAUCACUACGGAAUUACAGCCCCCCCCAGCACAUCACUACGGAAUGUUCAGUCCCCCCCCCCCCAGCACAUCACUACGGAAUUACAGCCCCCUCCCAGCACAUCACUACGGAAUUACAGCUCCCAGCACAUCACUACGGAAUUACAGCCCCCUCCCAGCACAUCACUACGGAAUUACAGCCCUCCCCAGCACAUCACUACGGAAUUACAGCCCCCCAGCAUAUCACUACGGAAUUACAGCCCCCCAGCAUCACUACGGAAUUACAGCCCCCCAGCACAUCACUACGGAAUUACAGCCCCCUUCCCAGCACAUCACUACGGAAUUACAGCCCCCCAGCACAUCACUACGGAAUUACAGCCCCCCAGCACAUCACUACGGAAUUACAGCCUCCCCCAGCACAUCACUACGGAAUUACAGCCCCUCCCCCUGCACAUCACUACGGAAUUACAGCCCCCCUGCACAUCACUACGGGAAUUACAGCCCCAGCACAUCACUUCGGAAUUACAGCCCCUCCCAGCACAUCACACGGAAUUACAGCCCCCCAGCACAUCACUACGGAAUUACAGCCCUGCACAUCACUAUGGAAUUACAGCCCCAGCACAUCACUAUGGAAUUACAGCCCCCCAGCACAUCACUAUGGAAUACAGCCCCCCCAGCACAUCACUACGGAAUUACAGCCCCGCCCCUUUCUUCCAGUAUAUAG